This is a messenger RNA of Hyaena hyaena (striped hyena), 2490 nucleotides long. It is a transcript of the gene FOXI3, whose product is annotated as forkhead box I3. The record is from RefSeq and is a predicted model, not a curated record. Gene Ontology annotation, molecular function: RNA polymerase II cis-regulatory region sequence-specific DNA binding; DNA-binding transcription factor activity, RNA polymerase II-specific. The transcript has 2 exons. The coding region runs from base 1 to 1260 and encodes 419 amino acids. Gene Ontology annotation, biological process: anatomical structure morphogenesis; regulation of transcription by RNA polymerase II; cell differentiation. NCBI's taxonomy places the organism in Eukaryota, Metazoa, Chordata, Mammalia, Carnivora, Hyaenidae.
AUGGCCCUCUACUGCGGCGACAACUUCGGCGUGUACUCGCAGCCCGGCCUGCCCCCGCCCGCCGCCGCCGCCGCCGCCCCGGGCGCGCCCCCGGCCUCCAGGGCGCCCUACGGGCUGGCCGACUACGCCGCGCCGCCCGCCGCCGCCGCCAACCCCUACCUGUGGCUCAACGGGCCGGGCGUGGGCGGCUCGCCCGCCGCCGCGGCCGCCGCGUACCUGGGCGCUCCGCCGCCGCCGCCGCCGCCGCCCCCCGGGGGCGCGGCCGGGCCCUUCCUGCAGCCGCCCCCCGCCGGCGGCACCUUCGGCUGCGCGCAGCGAGCCUUCGCGCAGCCCGCGUCCGCCUCGCCCGCCUCGCCCGCGGGGCCCGCUGCGCCCGGCGAGCUGGGCUGGCUGUCCAUGGCCAGCCGCGAGGACCUGAUGAAGAUGGUGCGGCCGCCCUACUCGUACUCGGCGCUCAUCGCCAUGGCCAUCCAGAGCGCGCCCGAGCGCAAGCUCACGCUCAGCCACAUCUACCAGUUCGUGGCCGACAGCUUCCCCUUCUACCAGCGCAGCAAGGCCGGCUGGCAGAACUCCAUCCGCCACAACCUGUCGCUCAACGACUGCUUCAAGAAGGUGCCCCGCGACGAGGACGACCCAGGGAAGGGGAAUUACUGGACCCUCGACCCAAACUGUGAGAAAAUGUUUGACAACGGGAACUUCCGGCGGAAGCGGAAGCGCCGCUCGGAAGCCAGCAGUACCUCUGCGGCGGCCCCAGGGACAACAAAAUCAGAAGAAGGGCUCUCCUCGGGAUUGGGGUCGGCAGUGGCCGCGAAGCCGGAAGGAGACAGCCCCUCCGCUUUGCUAAGGCCGUCCCAGUCCCCAGAGCCCCCCGAGGGCACCAAGAGUACGGCCUCCUCUCCGGGGGCUUCCUUGCUCACCUCCACCCCUUGCCUCAACACCUUCUUCAGCAGCCUCAGCACCUUAAGUGUCAGCAGCAGUGGGGGCACCCAGCGGGCUCUCCCUGGCAGCCGCCACCUAGGUAUCCAGGGUGCCCAGCUGACCCCCAGCAGCACGUUCCCCCCCAGCUCUGUCCCCGAAGCCCCACCGGACACCUUGCAGCUGAGCAACGGCGCCAGCAACAGCAGCAGCCAGAGAUCUUCCUACUAUAGCCCUUUCCCUGCCAGCACCAGCGGGGGGCAAAGCAGCCCCUUCAGCAGCCCCUUCUACAACUUCAGCAUGGUCAACAGCCUCAUCUACCCCCGGGAGGGCUCAGAGGUAUAGGACCCCGCCAGCCUCUGCUUCUCAGACUUGAAUAUGCACGCCCUGAGAUCUUGUUAAAUGCAGAUUUCCGAGGCGGUAGGUCUGGGGCAGAAAGAGAGAUCCGCCUUUCCCUGGAGUCCCAGGCUUUCCUGUAGGUCUGGGGCAGGAAGGGAAAUCCGCCUUUCCCUGGAGACUCCUUUCCCUGGAGUCCCAGGUGAUCCCGUGGGCCCGCUGACCACAUCUGGAGUCGCACUGGAGUAGUAGAGGACUCUUUCUACAGCCCACCAAGCUUUUGCAGUUUUCUGGAUAAGGGCCUCCCUGGAGAGAAAUCCACCCCUGUUCUGGGACAGUACCUGUGAGCCCUGCGAGGGCAGGGACUGUGUCUGUUUUGUUCAUCACUGUGUAUCGGGGUUACAGCUCACAUGUGCCCAGGGGCCAGCUAAAAAACAAAAGAAUGAAGUCUCUUGGGUAGGAAAAAGGUAGCAGUUGGUAAAUGCUGCAGUGGAGAGCGGUCAGGACUGACCAGCUGAUGGCUGCUGUGGGCCACUAGUUCUUUCUUUCCUGCCUGGCAGUGUCUUGAUUUUUCUGGAAAGGUCAGGUGUCUGGAUUUUUUGAGAAAAGCUUCAUUUGCCCUCUUUGCCGCUAAUGAAAAGUUUUUAAAACACUGUGCUGGGAAGCGCCACACAUCCUCUGAGCUGCAUCCGCCUCACAAAUCCCCUCUGCUGAGGCCCCGUGUCUGGGACGUGGUGGACACUAAUAGCCAUAAAACUGCCCAGGCGAGCUUUGCAGGGUGCCGUUUCAGACAGAAGCUUGGCAUGUAAUCCUCUCACAACAGCCUUGGGAGAUUUGUACAUCCCUGUGCUCUCUCUGUGAGGCCAGUGGAACUCCUAGAAUGUCACCCGCAUCCUGAGUCGUGGAGCCGGGAUCAGGUCCAGGCAGUCUGGCUCCAGAACUUGGUGCUGAUGGGUUUGUUCUCGUUCCAAAAAACAAAAGGUGCCAAGGUGCCGUUAACCAUAGGCAGACACGGCCAGCCCACAGGGUGUGGGAAUGAGCUAAAUCUCAUUUGACCAAAGAGUGAAAUAAAUGAUCAUUUUAGAUGUCCCCCUGAGCAACAAGGGCAGACGCCACCUCUGCCUUCUGCUGCCAUGUGCCUGGGGUGACCAUUGUCCUCGUUAACUUGGUGUCCUAUCCCUUUUAGUGUGUGUCCUGGGUCUUUUUCCUUUUUUAAAGAAAAUAUUAGAAUUUUGUUAC